Messenger RNA from Rotaria socialis, 1806 nucleotides. The record is from the annotation of a GenBank genome assembly. Lineage: Eukaryota; Metazoa; Rotifera; Eurotatoria; Philodinida; Philodinidae.
AUGACUAGUGUACAAAAAGAUCAAUUAUGUAAUGGAGAUGAAUUUCAAGAAACAAUUGGUCAAUUAGGAACGAAUGAAAAUAUGAACAACAAUAACACCACCAAUAGUUCAUUAAAAAGACAUGCAACAAGUGAACGUCCAAGAUAUUCGGACGACGAGGACGCGUCCAACAAUAAUAAUUAUACUACUGGAUGGACCACAGUACCCAAUAACAAACAAAAGAAAAAAUCAAAUGAUAAAGAUGAGAGAGUUGCAACAAACAAUUCAAGAACAUUUACCAACUCAAUACAUCAUCGUGAAAAACAACGAACAACAAUCGCGAAUGAUAAUAAUCAAAAUCAACAUAGAAUAAAUUAUAACAAUAUCAAAAUAUCAAAUUACGAAUUGAGCUAUGCAGCUGAAUACCAUUACUCUCCAUUUAAAUUAGAAUGUGAACCAAAAUUAAAUGAUAAAAAAGAAGGUGCAAAAUUAGUAAAUGAAUUAUUGAAUUAUAUUAGAAAUGAUUUUAAACGUGAAAACCCUUCUUUCUCAAAACCAAUAUUAGUAGAUUUGUGGUGGUUUGAUUUAGAAGGCAAUCUUCAAAUGAUAAUUAAAUCAACCGAGUUAUACGUUUACUUAUGUAAAAAAGAAAGAUAUCCAAGUGAAUUAAACAACAUAAAAAUAAAUCCAAUUCCUCCAGCACAUUUACCACCACAGCAUACGAUAAUUUUGAAAUGGAUCAAGCAUUCAAUCUCAGACCAAGAUAUUAAAGAAGAAUUAAAUAUCAACUAUAAAAGUCUACGUUCAAUCACAACAAUGAAUGGAACACGAAAUGAUAGAACAAGACAUGUUAAAAUUGAAUUGUUAGAUAAAAAGGACUAUGAAUUAUUAUUAAAUAACAGGAAAAUCAAUUUGAUGGGCCAAUUAUACGAGAUUGACGAAUUUCUUCCAGCACCAAAGAUCCUGAUAUGUGGACGAUGUAAUCAACCAGGUCACAUAAAAAAGACUUGUACAAAUUCAACAUUUGAUAUUUGCAGAAGAUGUGGUGGUGAACGUACAAAUGCUGAAGAACACAAAGAAUGCCACAUAAAAUGUCAUCACUGUGGAGCAGAUCAUAUUUCAACGGACUACAAAUGUCCAACGUUAGAUGACUACAGGAGGCAAUUAAUCCACGAAUUGAAAAAACAUCCAGAAAAACUCCCUCAUCACAUUCAACUCUUUAUCCCAUCGGAAUAUAGAAAUCAAAAUGAUAAAAUCAAAAUAAUUCAAAAUAAAACAACGCACCAAAAUUAUCAACAACAGCAACAAUAUUACAAUAAAAAUGAUCAGAACCAAUGGCCCUUACUUACUCAAUCUCCAACAACAAGAACAAUAGAAAUAAAUCAAAGUUUAAACGAAACAAUUAAAGCACUCAGCGACGAGUUGCAUCAACUGAAAUGCAGGUACAAAGAAGAUCAACAACAAAUAAAAGAAAAAUACAAAGAACAUAUUAAUUCAAUUAACCAAACGUGCAUGAUCAUACAACAACAGCAACAAACACAACAACAAAUUAUCACAACAAUGACAAAUAGUAUAAAACAAAUGAUAUUCAUUACAGGCAUGAAAACAACAUCAGCUGUGUCCAAUGUUAUAAAUAAAAUGAAAAUGAAAACGAACUGUAAUGAUUACGAUGAAGAUAUUCAACAACUAGCAAGACAAACCGAAUUUAUAAAAGAAAUGGAUUCUUCAUUCUCCAUUCACAUUAAUUCAUUAGAACAACUAGCCGACAAACAAAAUGAAGCAUUAAAUAAAGCAUUAGACAAUUUAUUCAAUGAUCUUAAUGUUUAG